CGAAUUGAUCACGUGACUCGAUUUGACGCUUGAAGCUAGCGUCUAGGUCUAGCGUCUAGCGUCAGACUGAAAAGGCAGCUUUAGUCGACGAUUGAUCCCGCCCCGUGAUCCCGUCAAAAAGAAAUACAGCCAAAGCUGCGGCGGAUUAAUCAGUGUUAAAACAAAACAGUCAUUUACGGUGAUAACCAAAGUAUAGAAGUGAUGGGGAAGCUGGGUCCGCGUUUGAACAGUCGAAAAAAAGCGAAACGCUGGGUAAAGGGACAGAGUUCGAGUUCCAAUCCAGAAACGAAAAAACAUCGUGAUCAAGCACGAUCAAGAUUUUUUCAAGAGAAUAUCGGCUCCAAGGGACUGACCACACAAGCUCUGCGUCAACAUGACGCUAUUCAGGGUACCGCACCAGAAAAAAUUGAAGUCGACGAUGAGCAAGGAACGGUGGGAGCAAGCACGUUUAAAACGUUUGACACAUUUGCCAGCGACUACAGCAACUGUUCCAAUAUGUCGUUCAGCAGAUUUCUAAAUCACUUUCAGUCUACGUCUAUCAUACACAAGGAAAUGUUGGCUAUACUUGCAGCAGUCACCGAUGUCAUCAAACAAAAUGGUGGAACCGAAUCUACCACCGAGUAUUAUGCUGCACUGAUGACAACGCUAAAAACUGCAGAAACUGAGGAGUCCGUAGCAGCUAUACUUUCUCUGUUGGGAAUGGGUCUUAAGACCAUACCAAAAAAUGUCCUCAAGCUUCAGUUCAGUGAAGCAAGCAAGACAUUCUUUCAAGUACUUACGAAGUAUGCUGCCAGUGAAAAUUUUCUGAUUCUACGUCACUCGAUUGGAUGCUUGUCCUUUUUGCUCAGAGCUCAGGAAGCGGCAGUGUGGUCGAACGCCUCGACUCAGCAUGUUCUCGACGGUAUAUUAACGUUUACCGUGCACGCAAAACCAAAAGUUCGUAAAGCAGCCCAACACGCUGUGUGCGCAAUCCUCAAAGGAAGCGAUAUAAUGAGAGCCGACGAUGCCCCGGCUUAUCAUCCAGCUGCGACCCAAAUAGCUAAGCACUGUCUUGCACAACUGGAAAAUAGCGGACAGCCUGGCAGCCUCACAACGACACUCCACGUCCUCACGUUACUCAAGGACAUCGCUCAUCAGUUACCAAAAACUCACGUUAAAUCGGUGUGCGAAGCUCUUCUUCGGAUAAUGACUCUCAACAAUGUUCUCGUCACGUCAUGCUGUUUACAAACUCUACACAGCUUGUUCGUGUCUCGACCACUGGAAGCUGUACUUCCAUCACAAUUAAACGCACAGAUCAUCAAUGCGUUGUACGAUUAUCAACCAGCACCGGGCGAUACUCAACCGACUUUAGCUUGGCUUGCUGUCAUGCAAGAAGCGCACUGCAAUCUCGUGGCAUACGACGUGCAUCUGUGUGCCGCUAAUAUUCCCCGGAUGAUCGAGAAAUCAACGGAGCUGUGGCUAUCAGACAAGAGCGAAGUACUGACCGCUGCAUCCCACACAAUGAAAACUCUCUUGCAAGUUUGCGUAGCACCGCUUUGCGCGACGAGAGAGUUAGCCAAAAAAUAUAAGACAACAUUGUCCAAGAUAUUUCAACUCGUACAAUCCGGAAUGAAAUAUCGUUACAACGGUGCAUGGCACCACGUUUUACACCUGCAGGCCGUACUUUUCCAAGUAGCUGGUAAAACGUGCAGAGACGAAUUGUCCAUGACUCUCGUCGAGCUCGCUGACCUGCGAGAUUCUCACAAAUUCACGUACAACGCGGAGGUCGAGUACGCCGUUGGUGCUGCAGUGAAGUCCAUGGGUCCGGAGGUUGUUCUGAGGAAAAUACCGCUGCAAGGAAACGAGGAAAUAAUAGAUUUGAAACGCAGUUGGCUCUUGCCGGUGCUGAAAGAUUGUACGAGCCAAGCCUCAAUCGGAUAUUUCUUGGAGUUUCUCUUCCCGAUGGCGGCAAAGUGCGAGAAAAAAAGUGCCGAAUUGAAGACGAAGAACGAUGGAAUCGGGGCUCACAGUUACGAAUUACUCUACUCACAGAUAUGGGCUUUGCUUCCGAGCUUUUGCAACAACGCGAGCGACGUUCAAGACAAUUUCAAGAAUAUCGCUAAAAUUUUGGGGGUGGCGAUCAGCUCGAAGAAAGAUUUGAGAAUAUCGGUCAUGGCUGCGCUGCGUAAAUUAAUAACUCGGUCGACCGAAGCCGGCAAAACCACAGACACUGAAGAAUUGGCGCGUUUCGCCAAAAAUUAUCUUCCCCUUUUGUUCAAUCUUUACACCACAAAACCAAACGGUUCCGACGAGGAGGGACAGCGUCUCGCAGCCUUCGACACGAUAAAAGUUUAUUUGCCGAUAACCAGCAAAGAAUUGAUCGGUGAAUUGUUCGAUCGAGCUUUAGCACGACUGGAUGAAACGGACAACGACGAUUUUACCCGACAGAGCAUUUUCGAUCUGAUUCGCGUCUUGACCCAAUAUACAGAUACAGAAAGGAUUCAAGCGCUUUAUGACAAAUCUGCGCCAAUUUUAAUGGACAACAAACAUCAAAAAGAACAGAAAAAGGCUUACAGGUUUUUGGAAGAGAUUUGUGCCAAUCAGAGCCAAAUUUGCCGUGAUUUUGUCAUCGAAAAUCGUCGGGCAAUCCAAAAACUAUUGACCAACUCCGCCUCGAUGGCUAUCCCUUCGAGCAAGGCCGCUCGAUUGCGUUGCAUCAAUCACCUCAUCGAGACACAUCCACAAAUAGAAAAAACCAAGUUCUUGCGCUCUAUUGUGCCCGAGGUCAUUCUAUGUAUUAAGGAAAUUAACGAAAAAUGUCGAAAUUAUGCUUACCAAUUGUUGAACACACUCGCCGAUAAACUGCUGAAAAAUCCGGAAGAUUUUGGCGAAUACAUAGAAAUGCUCGUUGCCGGUCUCGGUGGAUCGCCCAGUUAUUGCAGCGCGACUCUCCUCGCUUUGGCUUCUCUGACUUACAGGUACAACGGUGCCAUCGGAGUCGCAACGGUGCAUCAAGUUCUCCAGCACGCGUGUUCCCUUUUGACUGGACCGACCAGGGAAAUCGCUCUCUCGGCUCUCAGUUUCAUCAAAGUUUAUUUGUCCGCGUUUCCAACGACCGUCAUCGGUCCAAAUUUGCCACAAAUAGUGCAAGCCCUUUGCGGUAUGACCGACGACUGCAAAAGGCACUUCAGGCAAAAAGUUCGUGACAUACUGGUCAAGCUAGUGAGAAAAUACAGCACCGAAGUGAUCGCCGGAUUAAUACCAGCCUCCGAUGAGACGAUGCACAAGAGGCUUAAGAAUAUUCGUAAAAUCGAAACGAGAAAGCAAAAAUCCAAGGAGGAGCGAGGAUCCAAAAACGAAGAAUCGAGCGACGAAGAAUUCAGCGUUAAGAGGAGACCUAAAAGCGUCGAAGAAAUUUUGGCUGAUAGCGACGAAGAGUUCGAGGACACCGAACAAACACAAGAUUCUGGAAAGAAGCACAAAAAAUCGAACAAAAAACAAACUUGGAUUCAAGAAGCUGGCGAUAAUAUCGUUGACUUGGUGGAUCCCACAGCUGCGAGAAACAUCACAGCCACUAAGCCCGGCCAAGGAACUGCAAAAAAACAACAAGCGAAGGCGAAAGAUUUUGGUUUCAAAACUGCCGGUGAUGGUCGUCUUAUUAUCAAAGACGAAAGCGAUGACGACGAUAGUGACGGAGACACCAAAAAGAAGAAAAAGAAAUUGCCAUUCCUCGGCAGCGAUUCUGACGACGACAUGAAUGACGAGGACGAUGCUAAGUCGACCGUAUCUGCAAAACCGGGACAGAGAAAGCGGAAACUGAGCGGAAGCACAGAUGCAGCCAGUACAAAAGCCCCAUCCAAAUAUCGAGCUGGAGGCACCGGUAUCCAUCGACCUGUUAAAGCACCCAAAACCAAUGAGGAUUUCGGCGCCGACUAUCGAUCGCGGAAGGCCAAAGGCGAUGUCAAGAAAAAGGGCAAACCAGAUCCGUUCGCAUAUGUGCCUUUAACUCGAGCUGCUCUCAAUAAAAGGAAAAAGAUGAAGAGCGCUGGUAGAUUCAAAAACAUUAUAUCUGGAGCGAAGAAAGGAGCUCGUAUCGGUAGCAAAGGAAAGCGAAAAUUAUAUUAGAUAUUAAAUAAGAUUAUAACAAUUAAUUUAAAUUAAAAUAAAAAAGAAAUGUUUUUUUUCUCACGUUA
Molecule: messenger RNA, 4172 nt
Organism: Venturia canescens
Lineage: Eukaryota; Metazoa; Arthropoda; Insecta; Hymenoptera; Ichneumonidae
Product: RRP12-like protein
Exons: 12
Coding region: 202-4104 (1300 amino acids)
Source: RefSeq, a predicted model, not a curated record